Molecule: messenger RNA, 3043 nt
Organism: Saprolegnia diclina VS20
Lineage: Eukaryota; Oomycota; Saprolegniomycetes; Saprolegniales; Saprolegniaceae
Exons: 18
Coding region: 30-2990 (986 amino acids)
Source: RefSeq, a predicted model, not a curated record
ACGGGCUAAAAUUACACGCUCUAAAACCGAUGGAGGCGCCAAGCCUCGAGUCCAAGGCCGCGCUCGAGCUCGACUCGUACCUCGCCGAGGCCGAGGUCGAGCCGUCGCUCACCAAGGACCAGCACAUUGAGAUUCUCAAGGAGCGCCUCGCGCGGCGGUGCGCACUCAUCGAUACAAUCCGACAUGCUUACCACCGCGAUGUGAUUGUCGUCAAAGAGAACCUCUUGGCGCGCGAGCUGUAUCCGGGCUCGGUCGACGAACGCGUGCAUGCGCUGCCGUCCGUGGACCUCCGGGACACGCUUCCGCUCUUUGCACCGUCCCAGACGUACCUCCGCGUGCACCCGUGCGACGCGUGCGGCGGGACGCUCGAGCUUGUUCACGGCGAAACGCAAGAGCUCAAUGAAGCGCGGUCGCUCUGUGCCAAGGCGCAGAAAGGCGGGCAGAACAUGAAAGGCAUUGUACACCGGCUGCGCGCCGAGCUCAAGGAAGCGACCGAGAUCUCCGACGCGCUCCAGCAGCGCCUGCGUGCCCUCACAAAGGAGAAUGCGUUCACACUCGAACAGCUCCAGAUCUCGCGCAAGGCCGAGCGGGAUCAAAAGACUUUGCUGGCCGAGCUGAAAUCCAAGCUGCACGCCGCCACCGCCACGACCGAGAGUGUCUCAAAGCUCACGCAGCAGCUCAAGGAGCUCCACGCGGAGCACGCCGAAGUGACCAAACAGAACAAACUGCUCGUGCGCCACCGCGACGACAUCCAAGACGAACUCGAUGCGCUCAUGCAGAGCCACGCGGCGCUCAAGGUCGACUGCGUGCGGUACCAAGCCGAGUGCGAUGGCACCCAGCGCCAGCUCGACGACAUGACGGAACUUAAAACGCAUUUUGCGACCGAGUUUAACGCGUUGGCAACCAAACACAAGGAACAACUCCACGUGUCGGAGAUUGUGCAAGAGUCGCUCGUCAAAUGCAAACAAGACUUGGCGACGCUCGCGACCAAGUUUGAACAGACCAAGCGGCAGCUCGAAGACCAACUGGCGGGCGAAGAAAUGGCGCGCGAAAACACGCACGAGCGGUACCUUGAUGAGAAGAAGCGCUGCAAGCAGCUCACGGCCGAGGCGGAGCGGGCUCGGCGCGACAUGACCGAGUACCAAGAGCUAUACGCCCAAGUAGCGAGCCAAGCGGACGGCGUCGAGCGCGCCCAUCAAACCCAGCUGCACGACGAAGCGACGCUGUGGAGCCAAGAAGUGGACUUUCUGCGGCUUUUGCUCGACCAAGCCCUCAUGCGCGAAAACGACUUGGCGUCCGAAGUUAUGAAGCGCUUCUAUGACGACGACGACGACGACGAACCUGAUUUUUUCAUUCCGUCCUACACCGGCGACGACGACGACUCGGACAGCGAGCUGCGACCGAACUUGCAACUGCCGAGCCGUCCCAUGACGCCAAUGACGGACGCGAGCAUGCUCUCGGACUCGUCCCGACAGCACACGCCGUCGUCGACUGGUCGGCAAGAGACGAUCGAGCGCCCUGGCAGUGUCGAUUUGGACAGCAAAAAGAAGCGGCACGUCUUGAAAAAGACGGGCCAGAACGGCGAACUCGUUCAGCUCAUGUCCGAGAUGAAGGACAUGCAGGACAAGUGCAAGCUCCUGCGCAACAAGGUCCACGAGUCGGACAAGCAUUUGGCGCAGCAAAAGGCGCAGAACACCGAGCUCACGCUGACCAACCAAGCGCUCGAAGCCACCAUCAAGGACUACGUGGCCGAAGACAGUGAGCGCAACCAAAGUGAAACCGAGCUCUUUCGAACGCUCAAGAGCUCGCGCGAAAAUAUCGACGCGCUCAAGGCCGAAGUUGACCGAUAUGAGCGCAAAGUCGUGUCGUUCGAGGCGUUUUUUAGCCGAAUUGCCGACGAAAUUUACCAAUUUUACCAAAAUUCGCAGCUCGUCGCGCCGAUCGAGCCGCUGCCGGUCGUCGUACCCGAAGACGAACCCUCCAAGACGACACUGCCGCCGGAAAUUCUCGCCAAGCGCGCCAUUAUGAAGCGCGAGUUGUACGAGGAAAAGGUCCUCAACAACUACGUGUACGUCUACAACGAGCGCGUCGACUUGUACAUUGGGGACCUCAAACGUGCGUACGACUUCAUGCUUGAAGUCAAGCACGAAUCGCUCAUGUUUAAAAAGACGUGCGAGAACCAAGCCGUCGACAUCGAGAAGCUCCAGGACACUGUCGAACGGCUCAAGAUGUCGCUCGACACGGAGCGCACCAACACGGCCAAGCUCGAACGCAUGUCGCGCAUCACCACCAACGACCUCACGCAGCUCCAAGACAAGAUGCGGUCCUACGAGCGCGAGUCGGGCGACAUUGAGCUGGAGCGCAACCGGCUCUUGGAAGAAAAACGCAAAAUUGCAUUCAUCAUGAUGGAGAAGUCCAAGACUUUGGACCGUGAAAUCGACCUCAACGAGCAGAUGGCCAAGAAGCUGCAAGAGAAAGAUGUCGACAUUGGCAAGCUCCACGACACCGUGUCGAUUCUCGCGGGCACCGUCAAAUCGUUUGAGGACGCGAUUCAGUUUCGGAAGGACACGAACCGCGAUAUUGGCAUCCUCGUGAUGCCCACGCUCGACGCGACAGGCAUGCAGACCGACCCGUGGAAACCACAGGGUCUCAUCCUUCGCCAGCGCAACAGCUCCAACCAAGUACCGCAGCGCUACGAAGGUCCGGCCAAGAUCAUGGUCGCGUGUCCGAGCCUGGACGUGCUUCUCGGUGAAAAGACGCUGGACCGUCCGUUGACAUCGGCCUCGAUGACGACACUGCCGCCAGCCGUCGACAACAACCAGAAUUCGGGGCGGCGGGUGCAGACGGCGGACGCAGUGCUCGUCGGCGCGUCGCACCGCAAGCCACAGCGAAAGUUGCACGUCGGACGCAUCAACCUCCCGCGUGUGAAUCUCCCACCAACGCCGUCGAGCAACAGCCUCGACCCGCUGGUCGACAACUUUGUCAAUUGAGCUAAACUGCUUCAAACGACAGAGGGUAUCCACUAUUGGGGUAUCCAGAUCCA